Messenger RNA from Osmia bicornis bicornis, 2185 nucleotides. RefSeq names its product sialin-like. Gene Ontology annotation, cellular component: plasma membrane. Gene Ontology annotation, molecular function: transmembrane transporter activity. Lineage: Eukaryota; Metazoa; Arthropoda; Insecta; Hymenoptera; Megachilidae. Gene Ontology annotation, biological process: transmembrane transport; monoatomic anion transport. The coding region runs from base 224 to 1825 and encodes 533 amino acids. The record is from RefSeq and is a predicted model, not a curated record. The transcript is spliced from 5 exons.
AAACGCUGAAUCGUUCGAAUUCGAUAUCAAACGUUUACAAGUUUCCUGGAUAACUGCAUUAUUUGUGCAGUCGGCAUUAAGAAAAUUACUACGUAUCAGUGAAAACAUAUAUUUCUUUACUGUGAUUUAGAAAACGAAAUGAUUCGUGCUUUUACGAAUCAAGAUAACGGUAUACAAAUUGAGAAACUGAUUCGAAUUUAAGUGAAGUUAUAACGAAAACGGCAUGCCCCGUUGCGAUGAGCGAACUCCGCUUUUAUCGCAAAUUACAAAACGAUGGAUCCCGACCCGAGUGCUGAUCUGCCUGAUGAUGUUCACAGCCUGUUGGACGAACUACAUGUGUCGUUUGCAGAUGCCAAUCCUGGCGGUUCCGAUGAUCAAAGCUCUGCCCGGCAAUACCACAGGAGGUGCUUGCUCCGAUGAUCCGUCUCGUGUACGACGAGCGCUCUCCUGGCUGGACCCGGGGGCAUAUCUGGAAGAUCACAUUCUAGCGGAGAGACUGAAAGCGGCUCAAGAUUCCGUGGACAAAAUUCGUUUACCUAGGGACAUUACAAAGAGGGAGACAGAUUCAUCAAAACGACCCGUCUCGCUGUUCAGCGGCGAACCUUUCGAUUGGAGUCCCUCGGUCCGUGGUCAACUGAUAGCAGCGUACAGCUACGGAAACGUUCCUGGAAAUUUCCUGGGUGGUCUGAUGGCUAUGCGAUGGGGAGCGAAGAAAGCGAUACUCUGGACUUCUGUGGUAGCUGCUAUAGUGUCACUGAUAAGUCCUAUCCUAGCUCAACUGCACUGGGGAGUUUUACUAUUCACCAGGAUAAUAAUCGGUGUCACCGGAGGAGUGACAUUUCCGGCUUGCCACACUUUGGUCGCCAAAUGGGCACCGCCUGACGAGAGGGCUCGUUUCGUUUGGUCCCUACUCGGUGGUACUUUUGGUACCGUCUUCACCUACCCCAUGGUCGCUGGUAUCGCCGAGAAGAUGAACUGGGAGAACGGCUGGUACAUUCCGUCCUUGUUGAUGUUCGUCUGGAUAUUCUUCUGGUUUAUACUCACGUACGACACGCCCGCGGAACAUCCUGGGAUCUCGGAAGAAGAGAAACAGUUCAUCGUUAACUCCCAAGCGGGUACAGUGAGGACUGAAAAACCUUCGCUGGCAGAGACACCGAUCAAAGAGAUCUUCACGUCGGUGCCGUUCAUCAGUUUGAUCUUCUGCCACUUUGGCAAUAUGUUCUUGCUGUUCUUCUAUCAGAACGCGAUGAUGUUGUACCUGACGAACGCUCUGGGAUUCCAAUUGUCAAAGGGAGGCCUGGCCGCUGGUUUGCCUUGGGCAGGAAGGAUGUUCCUCGGGUUCGUCUUUAGCUGGGGCGGGGACACGCUUAAGAAAAAACAAAUCGUAUCUGUUACUGUUCUUCGCAAAGGCGCAACGGUGUUCUCUCAUCUCAUACCAGGAAUCUUCCUGAUACUAGUCGGCUACGUUGGAUGCAGAUUCGUUCUCGCAAACGUGUUUCUGGUGCUAGCGCUGGGUUUCAACGGUGCAGCGAGUAUCUCCAAUUUGUCCAACAAUCAAGAUUUGUCACCAAACUUUGCUGGAUUCCUGUACGGUAUCAUAAACACGAUCGGCGGAACAUCCGGUAUGAUUAUUUCACCGAUGGUGGAAGAAAUAGCAGGGAAACACGGGCAUGCUAUCGAAAGAUGGCAAACGUUAUUCUGGAUCGGUGCUGCAGUGUGUAUCGUUUGUAUGAUCAUCUUCAUAUUCGGCGGCAGCGGGAACAUCCAAAGUUGGAACGAAGUUCGAGCUGACCGGCAACGUCGUCAAGAAGAAGGAAGGGAGUAGCUGUUUCCUGACGUUUUUUAAAGACAUCGACGUGCUAUACUGAGUUGUGAAGUGAAAAUAAUUAGACAGGAAAGAUGAAAUUGUGAGUUGAUUUUUAACUUUGACAAGAGCUGUGUUUAUAUUAUUAAAUGUUACGAAACGUUGCCGAGUGUAACGAAGUAUCGUGAUGACGAAUAGUAUUGUAAAUAUUUUAUAAAUCUACUGACAUGUACAUGUUUUAGAUUAUGAAAUUGUUGUAAUCUCAAGUGAUCUAUUUUGUAUACCAAAUGGAGGUUUUUCUAUAUUCUAUAUAACUUAAGAUGUUUUAAAAAAAUGUGUGAUGCAAAUGUUUCGUUAUUAAAUAAACGUGUUUAAAUUAAA